Molecule: messenger RNA, 1572 nt
Organism: Solanum stenotomum
Lineage: Eukaryota; Viridiplantae; Streptophyta; Magnoliopsida; Solanales; Solanaceae
Exons: 5
Coding region: 1-1572 (523 amino acids)
Molecular function (GO): zinc ion binding; nucleic acid binding
Source: RefSeq, a predicted model, not a curated record
AUGGAUAAGUCGACAUUGAAGGAUGUGAUGGAAAAGUAUUCAAUCGAAAAAAGGUUUAAAUUCUUGGUGGAGAGGUCAAACUCUAUAAGCUAUACUCUUGUAUGUCAAUCUAAAGAAUGCCCAUGGCUGAUGAAAGCGUCAAGUAUUAACAAGUCGAAGAUGUUCAGAAUUAGAGUUUUUAACUCGGAACAUACAUGUCCUUUAAAGGAUGGGGUGCAUUCAGAUUGUCGUGCAACAAGUGGAUUGAUUGGAGGAAUAAUCGCACCUAAAUUGAGAAAUCACAAGAGGAAGUACACUCUAAAUGAUAUCAGGGAUGACGUUAGAUUGGACUUGGGUAUAAAUAUUAACUACAUGUUGGCAUGGCGAGCAAAAGAUAAGGCAUUAGAAUCGAUAAUGGGGAAACCAGCUGCAUCUUAUGGGAAGCUACCUGGAUACCUGCCGAUUGUUGUUGUAGACGCCAGCCACCUUAAAUCAACAUAUACUGGAGCAUUCGUAUCAGCCAACACUUUGGAUGGAGCAAGGAAUAUAUUACCUUUGGCAUAUGAAGUUAUUGAUUCAGAAAAUGAUGCUUCUUGGACAUGGUUCUUUGAACAAUUCAAAGAAGCUUAUGGUGAAAGAGAGAAUAUGUGUGUGGUAUCUGACCGACAUAAUAGCAUAAUAAAGGCUGUAUCUAUUGUAUACAACAAUAUCCAACAUUACGCCUGCAUAUGGCACUUGUGGGCUAAUGUAUGCAAGAAUUUUCGAAAAGCAAAUAAGCAAUUAAGUGAAGUAUUCUACACUAUGGCAAAAGCGUAUUCUCAAACUGAUUUUGAUAAGCUAAUGAAAAGAGUUGAGCAGUUUGAUGUAAGGGUGAAAAACUACUUGGAGUUGGUUGGAUAUGAGAAGUGGGCAAGGUUGUAUGCACCAGUUCCUCGUGGUUGGGUGAUGACGUCGAAUAUUGCAGAGUGCAUCAAUUCGACGUUGGUAGCAGCAAGAGAAUUACCAAUAUUUGACUUUCUUGAACAAGUGCGCUUGAUGUUUGCUAGAUGGAAUUGCACAAAUCGAAAAAAUGCAUCAUGUACUUUCACACUACUUGGGAAGAAGUUUCAGGAAAUGCUUGUGCUUAAUGAAUCAAAAUUUGGGCGUAUGACGGUUGUCCCGUCAACUGAUUACAUUUAUUCAGUAAGUGAUGAAGGGAAGAGUUAUAUUGUAUGCUUGGAAAAGAAGACUUGCAGUUGCAACAGGUUUCAAGUUGACGGAAUACCGUGCGCACAUGUGUGGAGGGUGUUGAACAAAAAACACAUGCUUCCAGAUGAAUAUUGUUCAGACUUUUACAAGCCAGAAACAAUAUUGAGAACAUAUGAAGUGCCUGUGUAUCCUCUCCUUGACAAAAGUGAAUGGAAUAUACCUGAACACAUUGAUACCGAAGUUGUGUUGCCACUAAAAUACAAGCGACCUCCAGGAAGGCCAAAGAAGCAACGAGAGAAGUCAUUUAGCGAGUUUAGCAAAAGGAAGGGUAUCAAUUCUUGUAGUACAUGUGGACAGCUUGGUCAUAAUAGGCGUUCAUGUCGAACUGCAACACGGAAUGCAUAG